AUGGAUCUGUCGAAGUACUCCACCGAGAAUCCCAUUGUUCUUGAAUUACAAAAGCACACACUGAAAGUGAUAGACACCAUAUUGGCUUACAAAUUCUCAUUGGCCCAGGCUGGCACUACCCUGACACUCUACAUCAACAACAAAAAGCGUACCUGCCGGGCACUCCUUGAGCUGGAGAAUUCACCUGAAUCUGUCUGCACCACCUACAAGUCAAUCAUGUAUUACUACUGUGAGGUACUGCUGGCAUUCUGCAAAGAGGUACAGGAUGAUGCCCCUGGUUCAGACAAAGCAUGGUGUUCGGCUCAUCUCGACUACCAUUUUACAAUGGCAUUUAACAGCAACGUAUUCAAUAAGAAAAUGCAGCAUGUCAAGCUGAGACGGAUUCCUACAGACUACCAUACAUUAUCAUGCAAGGACCAGGACAUGUGUGGUGAUACGACCAGGAUGCACAAGGCUUCAGUGGAAAAUAUGAUUGACAAUGUAGUAGGACAGUACAAAUCCAGCAGUCCAGUGGUGGGCACAUUGGUGAAGCUCGAGAAGGCAGUUCAAUUCGAUCCUGGUGUUCAGGAACAGAAGGGAAAGGUGACCAGUAGGACCACCAGAAAGGUCAAAGCAACUGUGGCCCCUAUAGGGUCUGCAACAUCCUCAGGCACUACCUCUCACCUAGAGGAGGAUGAUAUUGACGAGGCUGCAAAUUUGUUCCAUAUCAAGCAGGACAGAAAAAAGACACCUAAUGAUAGAGGGCAGCCAUCAGGCAAAGGUUGGUCUCAGGGAGAUCAACUGACCAUGGCAAUCCCAUCAGUACACUUAUUGAUUAGGAUGUUCGCAGAAGCGCCACAACACAUGCCACUACUGACAUACAGGGUCAGGCUCGCACGAAGCGUCCUACAAGGGCUGUCAGCGCCAAAGGAAAAUCAAAAGAAAUUGUCGAGUCUGAAGAAGAAGUCUGAUGUCGACGACAAUGCUGCCACAUAUUCAACACCUGACAUUGACGACAGAAUUAUAUCAACUAACAACCUGCAGAAAGAUGUGCUAUCACAGAAGCAGCCCCAUAAGGUUGUGUUGAGAGGCGACAAGGCUGAUGUAGUCCAGGAUAAAUAUAAUCUCAACACUGGACACACCACAGGCACCGUUGUGGCAAAUCAUCCAAUUGAUGGGGAUGUCGACGGAACACUUAUUCCUGAUAGUCCUGGGUGUCUUGAGAUUAAUGACGGCACCAAUUUCAAUGAUGCAGUAGGGAUGGACCAUCUGUAUUCCAUGCUUGUGCACAUCGACACGCAUCCUCAAUACUUAGCACAUAUUUUCCAUGAGCUGGGAAAGGCGUCAUAUGAAGAGCAACUCGGAAGUAGUCACCCUAACUUUAGGCCUCUACCAGAACUACCGACUCCUAUUCAUAGCAUGAUAUUGCACGACAAGUUGAAUUGGUUGCAGGUCUUGUCACAUGAUGAUGAUGAUGAACAUGCUGAUUAUGUGGAUGCCAAAGGAGAUGUUGAUGAUGAUGAUGGUGAUGAUGAUGAUGGAGAUGUAGCAGGGGCCCUCAAUGAUAUGGACAUCUCAGAGUCGACUGACCUUCCAGAUGGAACAGAUCAGCAAAAAUGGAAGAGGGCCAUGUCGAGCACGUUCUCUCCCCCAAAGGUAAUAGUCAAGGCGGACGGGGCAUCCAAAGUGUUCCAAGAGCAGGAUAGCAAAGCUCUUUAA
Messenger RNA from Suillus paluster, 1698 nucleotides. RefSeq lists its product as uncharacterized. The coding region runs from base 1 to 1698 and encodes 565 amino acids. The transcript is spliced from 10 exons. NCBI's taxonomy places the organism in Eukaryota, Fungi, Basidiomycota, Agaricomycetes, Boletales, Suillaceae. The record is from RefSeq and is a predicted model, not a curated record.